AGUGUUACCAAGUAAUUCUAAUAAGAAGUAUAUUUUUUAUACACCAGUUUCCUCUGGUUAAUGAAUUCAUUAACAUUCUAAGUAUAGAUAACAUUCUCUGCAUAGAUAAUAUUCUCUGCUUACGGAGCAUAAAGAAAUAAAAAGUAGUUGCUUAGUGCAAAUACUAAAUACUAGACUAAACUCUACUAUACAUUUUGUCGGUUUGUUUUCCUAUGAAAAAGGGUUAUGCCAAUUGGCAGCCGGCAAUCUGACAAUUUGUUAACAGCUGUUUGUGUAUCGAAUUCUGGGAAGCUUCGGCAAAAACUGUUUGUUUUCUAAAAUUUCGUUAAAAGCCCAGCAAUAAAUAUAAAAUGGUUCGCAUUGGUUUACAAAUUUCAGCUACUUUAGAGAAUAUCGAUAGUCUGGAAACAAAUCACCCGGAUUAUCCGUUUUUUGUGAAAAUAAAAUGCUCUAAUUGUGGUGAACCGUCAGACAAAUGGCACGAUAUAACGGAAUCGGAGCGUAUGCAAGCAAGCGCUGACGCACGAAAUCCUGAAGGUUUCAACUUUUACAUGAAAUGUAAAAUGUGUGGUCGGGAGAACAGCAUUGAUAUAGUGGAGAAAACGAAUGUGCCUUACACCCAUGACGAUGCGGGCAAGUUCAAAACAAUUGUCGUCUUCGAUUGCCGUGGAGUGGAGCCAAUAGACUUUUCACCGCGUAAUGGUUGGAUAGUGCGCUCUGCAGAAAAUGGUCAAACGUUCGAAGAUGUAGAUCUAUCCGAAGAUGAUUGGGUUGAAUAUGAUCAGAAGAAUAAAGAAUCUAUUGGUGUAUAUGAAUUCGCGUCACAAUUCGUGAAAUUGAAGAAAUAAUAUGUAUAUUCUACAAUAUAUAAGACAACAUAAAGUGUUUAUUCGCUGCCAUAUGAUAUUCUUGUAAAACGCAUAGCAAUUCUUUGUAGAGAAGCAACAAUAGAUUUAGAAAACCAACUUAGAAAAGUUUAAGAAAUAAUUUUGCAAUGCAUUUGUUAAUAAUAUCAAACAAACCAGCGAAGAAAGAAAAAAUUCUGAAGUUGAUAUUAAUAAUUGUAUAAAUUAUCGCAACCGCUUUAAAUGGCUGAGUGAUCGUUCCUUAUAAAAAAAAAAUGGAAAAAUUAUUUUUAAUUACUAAUUAUUGUUUUUUGGAGUCAAUUUAUUUCAAAUAAAAGAACUAUAACUAUUAAAAAUAUACAAA
Messenger RNA from Bactrocera oleae (olive fruit fly), 1209 nucleotides. RefSeq names its product UPF0587 protein GA18326. Lineage: Eukaryota; Metazoa; Arthropoda; Insecta; Diptera; Tephritidae. The record is from RefSeq and is a predicted model, not a curated record. Gene Ontology annotation, molecular function: zinc ion binding.